CUCCGCACAAACUUGCAGAUAAACGCCAUGUCCACCAGGUGUAAGCCAAAGGCUCGGUUUAGUGAUAUGCAGAGAGACAUCCACAGGCUGCUGCUGGCCGCCCAGGCAGCACACAAGGCCGACAUCCUUACCUACACCUCUGGGCACCUGGGGCCCCGCAGCCUGACCCAGAGCCAGCCUCACAAGAAGACAAAGCAGCCUUUCUGGAGGAUGUCUCAGAUCGGGGAGGACUCCUCAGACCUUCUGACACUCCAGCUGAGAGAGACAGAGGCGUUGGCCAACAUAAAGAAGCAAGAAAUAAAAGACUCUCUCUGUGAGUUCACUGCUGCCACUGUUUCAGUCGAGCCUAAAGCAGAGGCCACUGAUAGCUCAUCACAGGCAGACAGGAAAGAGGAAACGAGGCCGCCCAAGAUGGUUCUGAGUACCUCAAACCCAUCGCCGGUCAAGCCAAGAUCUCUGCAGACGAAGUCACUUUCGUCUGAAGAGGAAGAGCAGCAGAGAUUCUGGUGCAGUGAUUCUCCCCGGGUGGGCCCGACUAAGAAAGACCAGCCUAAGAUAAUGCAGCGGUAUGGCAGGCGAAGGCUGGGCAAACAGGAUCUGAGCUGUGCGGCUGGGAGAAAGGCCGCUGAGAUGCAUGAGAGGAAACUAGAAAAGGAGCUGAAGAAGCUGUCAGUGCAGAGCUGGCCCAGCAGAGACCGCCUUGCGGUGUUCAGUGACGUCUUUGAUGAUGUAUGUGAAGGCUCACCAGUAUUUGGACGCAUCCUGAGGGAAAUUAAGACGGAGUAUGAUUUGUAUCUUAACUACAUUUUGGACUCCUACUCAUCACUCCAGGACAUGACACUGAAUACUCCACUUGAAGAGCCGGACAGCAGCGCGGUCAGGGCCGAGGAGCUGGAGGAAGCCGAGAAAGAGGUGUCCAGGCUGGAGGAGGAGGCCAGGAGAGCUCUAGAGGACAAUGACAGAGUCCGAAAUGAAUUACAGAAAGCACAAGCCAUGACAGAAGAAGACAGAGGUCCGACUCUGUCAGAGUGGUUGCAGGAUGACGAGGCCGGACGAGGCCUGUGGAAUGUGUGGAAGGAGAUCCAGCAGCUGGAGCAGGAGAUUAAAGACGAGAUGGUGUCCGCUGACUCAACCGCCGCCACUGAGCGAUGCAUUAGAGAAUCAAAGGCUGAGAUAGUGAGACUGAUAGCCUCAAAUGAUCGCCUGAAGACCAUCAGCAAGGAUCUGGAAAACAACAUCAACUUGGUGCUGGAUAGAGAGAAAGCAAGCGAGGCCUUAAGACAGGAACUGUGGGACAAACUAUCAUGCGGUCUGCUAAUAGAAGAUGAAUAG
Molecule: messenger RNA, 1332 nt
Organism: Myripristis murdjan (pinecone soldierfish)
Lineage: Eukaryota; Metazoa; Chordata; Actinopteri; Holocentriformes; Holocentridae
Exons: 10
Coding region: 28-1332 (434 amino acids)
Source: RefSeq, a predicted model, not a curated record